Nezara viridula (southern green stink bug) is the source of this 1547-nucleotide messenger RNA. Lineage: Eukaryota; Metazoa; Arthropoda; Insecta; Hemiptera; Pentatomidae. The record is from the annotation of a GenBank genome assembly.
UUGUACUGACCCUUUCCUUCUGAAAUCAACAUAAAUGCUAUACUGUAUCAUAAUUUUAAGAAAAUUGUUUUUUGAUUUAAAAUUUUUUUUUAAUCUAUCAUGAACUGUUUCUUGGUACCCACACAAGUAUAAUUAAACAUAAUUAAAACACUAAUAUUCAAGUAUUCUGCAACUAUUCAAGAUGGACUUUAUAGGCCUUUUACCUCCUGAAAUUUCUGAAAAAGUUUUGGCCCAUCUUGACAUGUAUGACAUCAUGAAUUGUUCAUUAGUGAGCAAAGCUUGGUAUAAUGCCACCAACAGCAAUACUAUUUGGAAACCCUUUUGGAAUCCUAAUAAUCCUCCAAAAGAAAGUGAAGGCUGUGCAGAUUUUGAUUGGACUUUUGGCUCUCCUUGUACAUGGAAGUUAUUCCGAAUGAACCAUUACAGAAUAAUAAAUAAUUGGAAAGAAGACCGUUACAAGCGUUAUGAAAUUGAUGGAAGGUGGUUAGAUACGACUGCUUAUGAUGGAAAAACUUUGGUUGUAAAUAAUGGUCCUCUCGACAUCUAUAGAAUUGAAAAUGGAAAUCUAGUACACAUUCAAACAUUGAGGAACAGAAAUUAUGAUGCAUAUAUGUGUUCAACUAACAGCACAUUUAUAGCUGUUAAGUAUAAACCUUUUGUUGUUGUUUAUCAUAAUGAAAAUGAUAAAUAUAAAACUUCUUAUUAUCUCUAUAAUAAAGGACAAAACACAAAGCUGUAUUGUACUAAGGAUCCUAGAGAAAUAGAUACUUCAUCUGAUGAUAACUUUACCUAUCCUUAUUGGUCUAAUUUAAUGUGUAUACUAGGUGACACACUUUAUGUCUAUUUAUCUCAUUUAAAAGUUCUUUAUGCUUGGGAAAUGAAAGAAAUGAAAUGUCUUCUUGAAAAGAAAGCAGAUAUAAAUGAUGUUUCAUAUGACAAAAACUGUGUAUAUCUGUGUAUUCGUAAUUCUAUCUUUGUUUUUGAUAAAAAUGGUAGCAUUGUAAUGAGAUUAGAAGCUAGGUGGAAUAUCGGUAAAAUGCAUUGUAAUCACAAUAUGAUUCUUGCCCAGCGUGGAUUAAAUGAGGAAGUUGAGUUUUGUGCUUGGGAUAAAACAACAGGUAAUGUGGUUUUUAAUAAAAAAAUGAAUGUAAGUGAAGAUUUAAUUCUUCAUCCAAAAAAAAAUGUUAUUCUUGACCUAGUUGACACAUGGCAAGUGGAAAAAAAAGAGAUAACAGCAUAUAAUCUAUUAGAUGGUUCACUUUUAUGGAAAUCUCGAAUAAGUGAAUACAGCUUGUUGGGAGAUCUUCACAGUAUUGUUGCUGAAAGAUUUCUUCUAUUCUGUACAUAUACACGUCAUAUUUUUGAUGUUUAUGACACUGACUCAGGAAGCUAUCUUUAUUCGUUAAAUCACAUCGAUGAUGAUGAUUUGUAUGCUUCCUAUGAUUUACUGAUUUAUUGUUGCAAUAAAAAUGCCAAGUUAAUUUUGCACAUUUACUCUUAAAAGGUAAUUUCAUUUUUGAAUUUUAAAGAAUGUUAAUGUUAUUCUA